AUGGGAAUUCAUAAAAUGUACGAAAGAACUGCUAGAGGCUGGAUUAAAUUUGAGAAGGCUACAGAAUAUUCCUCCUUGCUGGAUAUAAAGUUCAAAAAUGGGAUCUUGAAAAUCCUGCCUUGGGUCAUUUCUGACGAAACAGAGUCAUUGCUUAGAAAUCUGAUUGCAUACAAGCAGUACAAUAGAGGAAUUGAACCAUUUUAUUUGACCGGUUAUGCCACAUUUAUUGAUUGCCUCAUUAACUCCCCGACGGUUGCUGAAAAACUUCGCCACUAUGGAAUUAUUGAUAAUUGGUUAGGUGAUGAUAAAGCGGUUUCUACAAUGUUCAACAAACAGGGCAAUUAUGUCACUUUUGGAAAUUUUCCUCCUUCCAAGAUUCCACCAAAUAAAGUGGAUCAUCUUCUAGGCCUCUUACAUGACACCUGGUGUUCCUCAUUUGCUGAAAUUGUGUUCUCUCCUGGGAAUAUUUAUGCAAGCCAAGCAAGUAAAUGGAGGGUCAUAAAAUGUGCCACAGAGCUUCAAGAAGCUGGGAUUAAAUUUGAGAAGGCUACAGAAAGUUCCUCUUUGUUUGAUAUAAAGUUCAAAAAUGGAAUCAUGAGAAUUCAUCCAUUGCAAAUAGAUGAUGAUAUAGAGUGA
Messenger RNA from Ilex paraguariensis (yerba mate), 636 nucleotides. The record is from the annotation of a GenBank genome assembly. NCBI's taxonomy places the organism in Eukaryota, Viridiplantae, Streptophyta, Magnoliopsida, Aquifoliales, Aquifoliaceae.